This is a messenger RNA of Cuscuta epithymum, 2123 nucleotides long. Lineage: Eukaryota; Viridiplantae; Streptophyta; Magnoliopsida; Solanales; Convolvulaceae. The record is from the annotation of a GenBank genome assembly.
CAAACUUCAAUCUUAUUUAUUUUGAUUAUUAUAUAAUUCAACAUACGAAAUCAAAAAGUUACGUAAUUAAUGAAAAAGUUGAUAGAUAAAAGUGAUAAGUUGAAAAACAAGAUCUAGACAGACUUCCGGAAUGUGAAUUAGGCUAAAUUAGUCGACAAUUUUUGCCUAAUAAUGCAGUUGUUGGUCAAAAUCCUGAAAUGUGAAUAUGCUAAAAAGGUAUACCAUAGUCUACACCAAUAAAAUCCACUGUCGGUUUUCCAUAAGUAAUUAUUCUCGGAAUUUGGGAUGGAAGAUCGUCAAGAUGGAACUUUGGAAUUGAGAAUUGAAGAAUCAAUCGGAGCGAAAUAACCGAAUAAUAUACUCAAUAGAGUUUUUAUUUUGCAAAAAACAAUAAUUUAGCCGAGAUGCAAACUAUCGGCUGUCACCCGCACAGCCACCCUUCAAUCGCCGAUCUCCGCCGAAACAGUCGCCGCUCUCCGGCCGUGGAGACAUCUCCCGUGAUCCGCGCCUACAAAGAUGCCAGAUUCGAAGCUCGCAAAAAGAAGGGCUCAACUAGAACGUCGAGGUUGGCCGAGUCCCUGUCAAACUUCAUCAAUCUUCAGAUCGAGACGGCCACCAUUGCCCGACGGAACAAUCUUGUGAACGUCGAAGACAAGGCCGACACUCCCAUAUCGUCUCCCAAGCAAAAUAUAUCCCGCGAGUGGCGCGAACUCCAUGGUUGCCGGGAAUGGGAAGGUCUUCUCGACCCGCUCCACCCGUUUCUCCGGCGUGAGAUCGUCAAGUACGGUGAAUUCGCACAGGCAACGUACGACGCGCUUGAUUUCGACUACUGCUCGGAGUACGCCGGGAGUUGCAGGUACAAUCCCCACAAGCUGUUCGACGAAUUGUCGCUUACAAGGAGCGGUUACAGAGUCGUCAAGUACAUGUAUGCCAUGUCGCAGAUCGACCUACCGGAGUGGCUAGAGGCGUCUCAAUUGGUCAACCGGUGGAGCAAGGACUCGAAUUGGAUCGGGUUUGUGGCCGUGAGCGAUGACGAAGAAACGCUGCGGAUUGGCCGGAGAGACAUCGUUGUGGCGUGGCGGGGAACAGUGACGCCAACGGAGUGGUAUGAGAACACGCAGAACAAGCUGGUGGCGAUCGGGCAAGGAGAAGGAAAAGUCGAACAAGGCUUCCUCAACAUCUACACUUCGAAGUGCGAUUCCUCGCCAUACAACAAAUCCAGCGCGUCGGAGCAAGUCAUGCGGCAGCUCCGAGACUUGGUGGAAGCAUACGGAGGUGAAGACAUGAGCCUGACAAUCACCGGGCACAGCCUGGGUGGCGCGCUAGCCGUUCUGAAUGGCUACGAGUCGGCAGCCAACUUCCCCGGCCUCCCAAUCGCCGUGAUAUCCUUUGCAUCACCAAGAGUAGGGAACAUCGCGUUCCGCGACGAGCUGUACCAGAUGGGGGUCAAAACGCUGCGCGUGACGGUGAAGCAGGACUUGGUGCCAAGAAUGCCUGGGAUCGUGUUCAACGAAAGCCUGCAGAAGUUUGAUGAACUGACAGGAACACUGGAGUGGGUUUACACGCACGUGGGAGCUGAACUGAAGCUGGAUGUGAGAGCAUCACCGUAUCUGAAAAGAGGGUUUAAUUUCGUAGGGAUCCAUAUGCUGGAGACGCAUCUUCAUCUGGUGGAUGGGUGGGUGAGCAGGAGUUCAACGUUUAGGGGCGACGCCAAAAGGGAUGUGGCGUUGGUGAAUAAAGAUUGUGAUAUGCUGGUGGAUGAGCUCAGAAUACCACCCAACUGGUACCAAUUGGCCAAUAAAGGUCUGGUGCGUAAUGCUUCUGGUAGGUGGGUUAGGCCCAAAAGGAAACCUGAAGAUGUGCCUUCACCAACCACCUUCUAACCUCAAAAUAUCCAAUUAACAAACUUCUUGUAGGAAUCUUUUUUCCCAUAUAAUCCUAUUUUUUUUAAUAUACCUAGUAGCAUUUUAUCCAGGAGAGAUAUGAAUCUUCAUUGUAUAGUAUGUCCUGAAGCUAUUCUAUUCUGCAUUGGCCGGGUAUGUACAGUUAAAUAUUGAAUCAUUCUGAUUCCAUGUAAUCAUUUUGAUUCUCUAAUAUAAUCACAAAACUGGUUUGAUUUUAAC